This is a messenger RNA of Morus notabilis, 705 nucleotides long. Its product is annotated as late embryogenesis abundant protein 46. Bases 92 to 610 code for a protein of 172 amino acids. Lineage: Eukaryota; Viridiplantae; Streptophyta; Magnoliopsida; Rosales; Moraceae. Gene Ontology annotation, biological process: embryo development ending in seed dormancy. The record is from RefSeq and is a predicted model, not a curated record. The transcript is spliced from 2 exons.
UUUGUGUUAUGAGAGUAACAUAAGCCUUCGAUUUUUAUACCAAAAAUAAAAAAAAAUAAAAAAAGAGUUCAAUUUGAUAAGAGUUAGAAAAAUGCAGUCCAUGAAGGAAACUGCGGCCAAUGUGGCAGCCUCUGCCAAAUCUGGCAUGGAAAAAACCAAGGCCACUCUUCAGGAGAAGGCCAAUCUUUUAGAUCUGGACUUUUAUGAUGAAGCCAAUGAAUCGAAGAUGGAGAAGAUGACGGCCCACGACCCAGUGGAGAAGGAGAUGGCAACGGAGAAGAAAAAGGCCCGGAUAAGCCAGGCCGAGCUUGACAAACAAGAAGCGCGUGAGCAUAACGCGGCGGCGAGAGAGGCCAGAAAAGCCGGCGUCGGCCACACCGGCUACACCGCCACAGGCACUGGAACUGGAACAGCCACGUACUCGACCACUGGCACGACCAGUCAGCCCACUGGGACCCACAAGAUGUCGGCCGGGCAGGUGGUCGAGGGCGCGGUCGGGGCCCACCCUAUUGGGAUCAAUACCAGCACUGGUAGGACCAGUGCAGCCCGCAACACCCGCGUUGAGGGAACCGGUGCCCAAGGUUAUGGAACCGGUGGCUACUAUAGUUGAAGUGGAUUGUUGUCGUUUUAGGUAAAGAGGGCCACUCUUUACUUGUACCCCUUGAGGUGUCCAGUUCCUCUUAUGUUUAAUGAGCCUUGUUUUUG